Molecule: messenger RNA, 2235 nt
Organism: Sphenostylis stenocarpa
Lineage: Eukaryota; Viridiplantae; Streptophyta; Magnoliopsida; Fabales; Fabaceae
Source: the annotation of a GenBank genome assembly
AUGAUCGUGGGUUUCGGCGGCAGUGGCUUCGGCCAGGUUGCCAUCGCUGUCGCCGUCUCCUUCCUCAUCCGCGUCUUUUCCGCUCCCGGCCCUGCUCUCUUGCCGGAAAACGACCCUGAUGAUACGCCGGAAAACGGUUCUGACGACGCCGAAGCCCCGGACGCCGGCAAGGUCACACCGGUCACAAUCAGAUGGAGAAACAUCAAUUGCUCCCUUUCCGAUAAUUCCUCCAAGUCCGUGAGGUUUCUACUUAAAAAUGUGAGUGGAGAAGCGAGGCCUGGAAGGUUAUUAGCCAUAAUGGGACCUUCAGGUUCAGGGAAGACAACGUUGCUUAAUGUUCUUGCCGGUCAGCUCACAGCAUCUCCUCGGUUGCAUUUGAGUGGCGUUUUGGAGUUUAAUGGAAAGCAUGGUUCGAAGAACGCGUACAAGUUUGCAUAUGUGAGACAGGAGGAUCUCUUUUUCUCGCAGCUCACUGUGAGGGAGACUUUGUCUCUUGCUACCGAACUUCAGCUUCCCAACAUAUCUUCUGCUGAAGAGAGGGAUGAAUUCGUGAACAAUCUCCUUUUCAAACUAGGCUUGGUGAGAUUGCUUUGUAUCCCGGAACUUGUGUUGGUGCAAAGUGGGUACUGCUAUUGUGCUGAUACCAAUGUUGGUGAUGCAAAAGUUCGAGGAAUUAGUGGUGGUGAAAAGAAACGUUUAUCCUUGGCAUGUGAACUACUUGCUAGCCCAUCUGUUAUAUUUGCUGAUGAACCCACAACAGGUCUUGAUGCCUUCCAGGCUGAGAAAGUCAUGGAAACUCUCCAGCAACUUGCACAAGAUGGUCAUACUGUUAUUUGUUCUAUACAUCAGCCAAGAGGUUCAGUGUAUAGUAAAUUUGACGAUAUUAUCUUGCUAACUGAGGGUUCACUUGUUUAUGCGGGUCCUGCUCGUGAUGAGCCACUGACAUACUUCUCAAAAUUUGGGUACCAGUGCCCAGAUCAUAUAAAUCCUGCUGAAUUUUUGGCUGAUCUUAUAUCGAUAGACUACAGUUCUGCUGACAGUGUCUAUACCUCUCAAAAAAGAAUUGAUUCUCUUGUUGAGUCAUUUUCACAAAGGCUAUCUAGAGUUAUAUACGCAACUCCAAUUACUGUAAAUGAUCUCUCUAACGGUAGAAAGAAAACCAGUCAGAGGAAAGUAGCAAUGAAGAAGGGAGUUUGGUGGAAGCAAUUUUGGUUGCUCCUUAAAAGAGCAUGGAUGCAGGCUUCCCGUGAUGUACCUACAAACAAAGUUCGGGCAAGGAUGUCAAUUGCAUCAGCAAUUAUCUUUGGGUCAGUAUUUUGGAGAAUGGGAAAUUCUCAGACUUCAAUACAAGACAGAAUGGGAUUGCUUCAGGUUACUGCAAUAAACACAGCUAUGGCUGCUCUCACAAAGACUGUAGGUGUGUUUCCAAAGGAACGGGCUAUUGUAGAUAGAGAACGUGCUAAAGGCUCAUAUUCCUUGGGUCCCUAUCUGUUCUCAAAAUUGUUGGCCGAGAUUCCCAUUGGAGCAGCAUUUCCAUUAAUGUUUGGCACUGUUUUGUAUCCAAUGGCACGUCUUCAUCCUACUUUGCAGAGGUCAGUUUCUAUCUUGGGCUCUACAAGCUGGGGUGACCAGCGAAUAUUUGGAAAGUUCUGUGGCAUUGUCACAAUGGAAUCUUUUGCUGCAUCUGCUAUGGGUCUUACUGUUGGUGCUAUGGUUCCAACCACUGAAGCAGCAAUGGCAGUAGGUCCCUCUCUCAUGACAGUUUUUAUUGUUUUUGGAGGCUACUAUGUUAAUCCAGAGAAUACCCCAAUCAUCUUCCGUUGGAUUCCUAAUGUUUCUCUGAUUAGAUGGGCUUUUCAGGGACUUUGUAUCAAUGAAUUUAGAGGUCUUCAAUUUGACCAUCAACAUUCAUUUGAUAUUCAAACUGGAGAACAGGCGCUAGAGCGAAUUUCCUUUGGGAAAAGUAGGAUUAGGGAUACGGUGAUAGCGCAAAAUAGAAUACUACUAUUUUGGUAUUGCACGACCUAUCUUCUCCUCGAGAAAAACAAGCCCAAAUACCAGCAACUUGAAACCCCUAUUGACGACAACAAACCGCUUUUAAAACUUGAGGAGCUAAAUUCUGAACAAGUUGAUGAGACACUUGAAGCAACGCCUGUCGGCCAAGUUGAUUCCAACCAGCCCCUUGAGUCACCUGGAGAAGAUCUUGUUGGCCCUUUUGUCCUCCAAGGUUUGUAA